Messenger RNA from Gadus chalcogrammus (walleye pollock), 2423 nucleotides. Its product is annotated as cadherin-4-like. Lineage: Eukaryota; Metazoa; Chordata; Actinopteri; Gadiformes; Gadidae. The record is from RefSeq and is a predicted model, not a curated record. Gene Ontology annotation, biological process: multicellular organism development; calcium-dependent cell-cell adhesion; adherens junction organization. Gene Ontology annotation, cellular component: adherens junction; plasma membrane; catenin complex. The transcript has 13 exons. Gene Ontology annotation, molecular function: cadherin binding; calcium ion binding. Bases 166 to 2358 code for a protein of 730 amino acids.
GAUGGGUGCUCAGUUUAAAUGUCAGAAUACGGUUGGGCUGUGGGAGCGGGGACCCAUUCAUCCUGCCGCUUCCACCGGUUAUACUUGAGCUGAACUUUCUUGUCACAGGAGUCAUGUGUUAUACCGCGACAGAGAACGCCACCGCUUGAAAUAACAGAAAUAGAAAUGGCAGAUACCACCGUGUCAUCACAAAAAGUGAGGUUUGACGACUGCAUGGGAAACGAAGGGCUGACCUUCCAGAGCAGCGAGCCCGCGUUCGGCGUGAGGACCGAUGGCUCCAUCUUCAUCCGGCAGGACGGGACCAGUUUGGUGGAACCUGUCCAGUUCAAGCUCACUGCCAGAGGGCCCAACACGCAUGUCUGGGAGACGGUGCUCCAACUGGCCCCGAUCGACCCCCCAGAGCCCCGGGAGGGAGGCAACGAGGUCACCGAAGAGGAGGCCAAGGUCCCCGAGAUGAAAGAGAAGAAGAAGGGGGAGGAGCUCCGCGCCCCGCCGACGGUCAUCAUGUUCCCGGGAUCGAGAGGCCGCCGCUCCGGGGGGCUGCACCGCCAGAAGAGAGACUGGGUCAUCCCCCCCGUCAACGUACCGGAGAACUCUCGCGGACCCUUCCCUCAGAUGCUCGUCAGCAUCCGCUCGGACCAGGACAGGGACAUCUCAAUCCGGUACAGCAUUACCGGGAUGGGGGCCGACCAGCCCCCCAACGAGGUGUUCAACAUCGACCCCGUGGCGGGCAAGAUGUACGUCACCAAGCCCCUGGACCGCGAGAUGCGCUCCUCCUACCACUUCUCCGGUGAGGUCCCUGAGAACCGGGUGGGCCUGGUGGUGGCUAACCUGACGGUGAAAGAUGCCGACCAGCCUCACUCGCCCAACUGGAACGCCGUCUACCGGAUCAUCAGCGGCGAUCCCUCCAACCACUUCUCCAUGCGCACCGACCCCGUGUCCAACGACGGCAUGGUUACCGUGGUGAAGCCCGUGGACUACGAGAUGAAUCGGGCCUUCAUGCUGACGGUGGUGGUCUCCAACCAGGCCCACCUGGCCAGCGGCAUCCAGUCCUCCCUGCAGUCCACCGCCGGGGUCACCAUCUCCGUCCAGGACAUCAACGAGCCCCCCUACUUCCCCACCAACCCCAAGAGCAUCCGCUUCGAGGAGGGGGUCCCGGCCGGCACCAGCCUCACCACCUUCUCCGCCACCGACCCGGACCGCCUGCAGAUGCAGCAGAUCAUCAGGUACACAAAGCUGAACGACCCCGCGCUGUGGCUGUCCAUCAACAGGACCAGUGGUCAGAUAGUUACCAUAGCAACCCUGGACCGGGAGUCCACCUAUGUGAAGAACAACGUGUAUGAGGCUACGUUCCUGGCUAUAGACAGUGGUUCUCCCCCGGCCAGCGCCACCGGCACCCUGCAGAUCUACCUCAACGACAUCAACGACAACCCGCCGGCGCUGGUGCCACGCGAGGCCCAGCUGUGCGAGCGCGUCAACAGGAACACCAACGGCGUCAACAUCACGGCGGCCGACGCCGACACGGACCCCAACGCCGGGCCCUUUGUGUUCGAGCUGCCCAACUACCCGCCAAGCAUCCGACGCAACUGGACCAUCUCUCGCAUCAGCGGCGACUACGCCCGCCUGGGCCUGCGCUACCAGGUGUACCUGGAGUCGGGCGUGUACGAGGUCCCCAUCGUGGUGUCUGAUUCGGGGAACCCUCCGUUGUCCAACCGCUCCGUCAUCAAGGUGAAGGUGUGUCCAUGCGACCGCAACGGAGACUGCACCACGCUGGGGGCCGUGGCGGCCGCGGGCCUGGGCACCGGCGCCAUCAUCUCCAUCCUGGUCUGCAUCAUCAUCCUGCUGUGCAUGGUGCUGCUGUUCGUGGUGUGGAUGAAGCGCAGAGAGCGGGAGAGGCAGACCAAGCAGCUGCUCAUCGACCCCGAGGACGACGUCAGGGACAACAUCCUGAAGUACGACGAGGAGGGCGGGGGGGAGGAGGACCAGGACUAUGACCUCAGCCAGCUGCAGCAACCCGACUCCCUGGAGCACAUCAUCAGCAAGCCCCCGGGGGUCCGCCGGGUGGACGAACGCCCCAUCGUCCCCGAGUCCCAGUACCCCAUCCGGCACGUCCUGCCCCACCCUGGAGACAUCGGGGACUUCAUCCACGAGGGUCUGCGGGCGGCGGACAACGACCCCACGGCGCCCCCCUACGACUCCCUGCUGGUGUUCGACUACGAGGGCAGCGGCUCCACGGCGGGCUCCGUCAGCUCCCUCAACUCCUCCAGCUCCGGGGACCAGGACUACGACUACCUCAACGACUGGGGCCCGCGCUUCAAGAAGCUGGCCGACAUGUACGGCGGAGGGGACGAGGAUUAAAACAAAACACAAACGCAAAAGACGAAACGGCAACGGAAUUGAACAACCGCGCUCGAGUGUGCACU